AUGUCCCGUCAAAAUCACACCUUUUUCGAGGUUCUCUAUGCGGUAAGCUGUGAUAGGGAAGGCAGUGGGAGACUUGUUCUACGACCACGCCUUCCUCGCCUCGAAGACAUCCAGCAUUUGCCCAUCGGACGUUAUCUACAGCAACAGGGAAGUCAAGCGUCGUCAACAGGCGGCUAUACUGUCAAGUAUUGCGGUGAUCUGACCGCAGUCCAGCAAGCACAGGUCACCCAUUGGAUAUUUGAUAACAUCGAAGGGGCGCAAGAGACUGUGGUGCAAUGCAUAUUGGAGGCAGACCCCGACUACCCCAGAGAUGGCACCGCGGACGCGCAGGAAGAAUUCAUUCUCGAAACCGUAUGGUCAACCAUUUUAAACCAGACUGGCAAAAGCACAGACGUGAUCCACACGGAUGUUGACCUGGAAUGUCUGUCGUGGGGCCUGGAUGCUGGGAACCAUCAAGAUGAUUGGGACCCAUAUGCUGGGCUCCCAUCCCACUGGAACCACGAGGAUCGUGAUGAAGGAGAUCCCGGUUAUGAUGAAGACGAGCUUGAGCGCGGGCCAGGUUUCAGUGACAGCGACGAUGUCGAGCAACAUACGUCAGGACCUCGGAAGCGACAGCGCAUGAAUGCAUGUAUCAUCAACCACCCGUAUAUGAAAGAACCUCGCUUUAAAUGGACAAAACGCAAAUGCAAUACAUUGAGGAAUUCCACUCCAGACACCGAGGAAACAGCUCCUGAAAGCUUGCACCCACGGGAAUCGGUGCAUCAUGACGAAACUAUCUAUGCUUUGGUUAAGGGCGGUGUCAAGAGGUCAAGGAUCUCGGACAUAUAUCUCGAACUCAGGAUACUCGACGCUGUUAUCGGAGAGAUUGUGGAUGUACAUCCCUAUGCAAAGAUGGCACUGGGCGUGUUGUCUCCUGCAGCGAAAAUUAAUCUAGCUCGAGUCGAUCGCGACGCAGCGCACAACACGAGAUGCAUGGCAAAAUCUCGUCAAUACGCGGCAAAAUCUCGUCGAUGCGCGCUAUCCUUGGAAAGAUUUCUCAGCAAACCCGUGAAUGUGCGCGUUCGAUCAAAAAUUAUUCAGAGACCAAUAAAAUUUACCGGAAAGAACGUCAUCUGGGAAACGGAAGAUACAAUCCAAAAGUACAAUAAUGUGUUCGAUACGUUCAUGCAAACCUUCCGGGACCAGGUCGCUCAUAACAUAGCCAUACAUGUCCACCGCAGGGAAGAAAUAUUGAACCUCGGCAACAUGACUUAUGCAGACGGCACGGAACUAGAUGCCAGAAAACAGUGUCUUCAAGGGACGCACACGGAAAUCCUUUCCCAGAUCACUGAAUGGCUAUCUGGCCCUGGAGGAAAGGGGAAAUCGGCCAUCUCCCAUACCAUUGCUAAGUGGUUCGAAGAUGUGGGAGGGCUUGGUUCAUGUUACUCUUUUGACCACCAACGAGAAGCAGAUCAUCGGCAUGAAGAGAUAUUUUCCACGAUUGUGCGCGAUCUGGCUGACCGUGAUCCGGAGAUGAGGCGGGCAUUAGCAGAUGCAGUUCAGGCCGCGAGUUCACUCAAGAAGACGGCAGACAUCAUUCAGCAGUGGCAGAAACUUGUUAUCGGACCACUGGGGAAGUCAUCUGGGUCAACUGAGGAACCCAUCGUGAUCGUAAUCAACGCACUGUAUGAGAGUGGUGGAGAAGAGACACGAAACAACCUCCUCCAUAUUCUAGCUGCCAAACAUCAAGACCCUGCCGUUCCCAAAAUCACAGAUCUCCCAAUCGACUUUCGCUUCAUCGUUGCCUCUCGCCCGCUUGACGACAUCAAUGACGAGCUUCACAGUGUUCAGCAUAUUCUACAGAUGUUCAUGGAUGAUAUUCCACUAGGGUUCGCAGAGCGUGACAUCCGUGCUUACGUAUCUAAGAAGCUGCAGGGGUCAGGUCUUGACGACAGAGAGUUUGCAGUCCUCGCUAAGAAACCUCAUGGACUUUUCGAGUGGGCUCCCCCCUCAGCGGCACCACCGACCCAGAUUCCCCAAUCCAACCCCUUUACGCAUCCUUUCGUGAUUUCUUAA
Molecule: messenger RNA, 2055 nt
Organism: Suillus subalutaceus
Lineage: Eukaryota; Fungi; Basidiomycota; Agaricomycetes; Boletales; Suillaceae
Exons: 14
Coding region: 1-2055 (684 amino acids)
Source: RefSeq, a predicted model, not a curated record